UCAUGUGACUGUGCGUGUCACGUGACCGUGUUUGUAGCGUCAUCAUGGCGGUGUGUAUAGCAGUCAUUGCGAAGGAGAACUAUCCCCUGUACAUUCGGAGCGUUCCUACACAGGGGGAACUCAAGUUCCACUACACAGUGCACACUUCUCUGGACGUGGUGGAGGAGAAGAUCUCCGGUGUGGGCAAAGCCUUGGACGACCAGAGGGAGCUGUAUCUGGGACUGCUAUAUCCAACUGAGGACUACAAAGUAUAUGGCUACGUAACAAAUUCUAAGGUGAAGUUUGUGAUUGUUGUUGACUCCUCCAACACGUCUCUGCGAGACAACGAAAUUAGAAGUAUGUUCAGAAAGUUGCACAACUCCUUCACUGAUGUAAUGUGUAACCCAUUCUACAAUCCUGGUGAUCCAAUUCAAUCAAAGGCAUUUGACAGUAUAGUUUCAACUAUGAUGGUGCAGGCCUGCUGAUGUCCUCUCUUCACAAUUGUAUAUAUUUACAUGAAUGUCUAUUGUGUAUUGUUCGUAAGGUGAAAAUAAAUAUUACAUUUUUGUUUCAUGAAA
Molecule: messenger RNA, 557 nt
Organism: Sinocyclocheilus rhinocerous
Lineage: Eukaryota; Metazoa; Chordata; Actinopteri; Cypriniformes; Cyprinidae
Product: trafficking protein particle complex subunit 2-like protein
Exons: 5
Coding region: 45-464 (139 amino acids)
Biological process (GO): endoplasmic reticulum to Golgi vesicle-mediated transport
Source: RefSeq, a predicted model, not a curated record